This is a messenger RNA of Orbilia oligospora ATCC 24927, 627 nucleotides long. RefSeq lists its product as uncharacterized. The transcript has 2 exons. NCBI's taxonomy places the organism in Eukaryota, Fungi, Ascomycota, Orbiliomycetes, Orbiliales, Orbiliaceae. The record is from RefSeq and is a predicted model, not a curated record. Bases 1 to 627 code for a protein of 208 amino acids.
AUGCCUCAAAAGGCCAAGGCCUCAUCAACCACCAAGGGUGGCUCGAGAUGUUUCCUUAGAUCUUGGGGGGAGUCUAAGUUCUGGGAAUUGCCAUCAGAACUUCGUCAUAUCAUUUUCAAGGGCAUCUUGCUAGAUGCCGUUGUGAAGUUUCGUCAUUGGAGUCCGAGGCAGACCAGAGAAUUCUUGCUCUCGAAGAUAGCCCCGACUCGGGAGGACUACGAAAGGUUCUCCGAGAGGCAGGUCAUGAGUAAACGAGACAUCGACGACUACGUCGAGUUCUUAUAUCACAAAGACCGCGAAACAUGUGCAACCUGCCCCCAGAAACAAAUCCUGGGGGUAAAUGACUGCCGCUGUCCCGGCGUUACCAGACUGUAUCCCAUUCCAACUGACAUGUUGCUUGUCAGUAAGAGAUUCCGACGGGAUGUCUUGGUAUCAUAUAGUAUGGUUCAGCAGAUGGUCCCCGAGGUCAUCGGGACCAACAGGGUCCAGCCGAGUACUUUCAGGCCCCGUGGCGAGCGGUGUUGUAAGCCAGGUGCUGUGAAACCCAAUCCUCCUCCAAAAGGAUUCGGUGAAUUCUCAAGGGAUUUGAUCGAACGGAGCCUUUACCCUUCAUCCCCUGUCUGCUAG